ACACACACACAUACACAUACACUAUUCCGUCUUCCAGCCCGUGCGAGCCCGUAGUUUGAAAGCUGCUGGGCUGCUCAGCACAAGCAAGACCUAGGUUAUUUCUGCAGCAGUUUUUGUUCAAUGAAAUAUCACCCCCAAACGUACACCUGACCCCAGUGGGGAGAAUGGACCGAAACCAAAGUGCUGUGAUUUGAAAAACUGGUGCAAUAGCUGUCCACACUGUUGCAAGGUGCAACGAGGGAUCACAUAUCCAAACCCCCCCCACCCCUGCCUCUGGUGGACUUUUCCGUGCGGGACGGGUGCGAAAGAAAGUUUGGUGCCAGGUGCCCAACCUCCUCUUCCUCGGGACACGCGCGGGGGAACAAUUAUACAAGUUUGAUCGGUUGCCCAGUAAUUUGGCAUACAAACACACACACACACAGAUAGAGGGAAGUGCUGGCUGGCUAGCACGAGUGUAAAAAAAGUGCUCUAUUAGUGUGUUGGAAUUGAAGGCAAAGUUGUGUAAAAAGUAUAAAAGUUUUCCAACAUCUCCAACAUAUUCUGGCCGCCCCACAAACGGGGUGCAAAGCGAGAUGGGGUGGUAAAGUGUGCUUGUGUGUGUAUGUGUGUGUGUGUGAACAGUUUUCCAUAGUGAAGCGGUAGCAGCAACAACACCACCAGCAACAAGAAACGAGAAGAAGAACGCGGUUGUGUUGCCUUUUUUUCUCACCAGCAUUCACAUCAAACGACGACGACGACGACGACGACAUCUCGUCAUUGAGUGAGUCAGAAAGGCAGAGUAAAAGAGAGAGAGAGCGAGAGCGAGAGGGCACGAUAAUAGUGGUGGCAGAAUCCAUCCCGCAGAUUGUUGUUGCGACCGCUGCUGACAAGAUUCCAAUGCACACGGGAAACAAUGGCCUGUGCUAGUACCUCGUCCACGGCCAGCAUGGAGCUGGUGGGUCCGGCUGGGCCGACAAACGUAGCGGCCGCCGCACGACCUUCACGCUUCACGAUGGAAGGCGUCGGAUCGCGGGUCAUCCGCGGGCCGGACUGGAAAUGGGGCAAGCAGGACGGUGGCGAAGGGCACGUCGGCACGGUGCGCAACUUCGAGUCGCAGGAGGAGGUGGUCGUCGUGUGGGACAAUGGGACGGCCGCCAACUACCGGUGCGCCGGUGCGUACGAUCUGCGCAUCCUGGACAGUGCGCCGACCGGCAUCAAGCACGAGGGCACGAUGUGCGACACCUGCCGGCAGCAGCCCAUCUUCGGCAUCCGCUGGAAGUGCGCCGAGUGUAACAAUUACGAUCUCUGCUCGAUCUGCUACCAGAGCGACAAGCACCAUCUGCGGCAUCGCUUCCACCGCAUCACGACGCCCGGCGGCGAGAAGACGCUGCUCGAGCCGCGCCGCAAGUCGAAAAAGAUCGCCGUGCGGGGAAUCUUCCCGGGGGCGCGGGUCGUGCGCGGCGUCGACUGGCAGUGGGAGGACCAGGACGGCGGCAAUGGGCGCCGGGGGAAGGUGAACGAGGUGCAGGACUGGUCGUCGGCGUCACCCCGGUCCGCCGCGUACGUCGUGUGGGACAACGGGGCGAAGAAUUUGUACCGCGUCGGGUUCGAGGGCAUGGCCGAUCUGAAGGUGGUGAACGACGCGAAGGGCAUGACGGUGUACCGGGACCAUCUGCCGCUGCUGGGCGAGUAUGGGCCGGGCCGGGCGCCGAACAACUUCCAGAUCGGCGACCAGGUGACGGUCGAUCUGGACAUCGAGAUAGUGCAAUCGCUGCAGCACGGACACGGCGGCUGGACCGACGGGAUGUUCGAGUGUCUCAGCACGACCGGCACGGUGGUCGGCAUCGACGAGGACCAUGACAUAGUGGUCGCGUACCCGAGCUCGCACCGCUGGACGUUCAAUCCGACCGUGCUGACGAUCGUGUCGUCGCCGAUGAUGCUGCUCGCCGACAACCAGCCGCAGCAGUUCGCGGUCGGCGAUUUUGUGAAGAUCUGCAGCGACCUGGAGCGCAUCAAGAUACUGCAGCGGGGCCACGGCGAAUGGGCGGAAGCGAUGGUGCCGACGCUCGGAAAGGUGGGCCGCGUGCAGCAGGUGUACCACGACAACGAUCUGAAGGUGGAAGUUUGCAACACAUCCUGGACGUACAAUCCGCUCGCUGUGACAAAAGUUGCUUCCUCGUCCGACGGUGCCACGGCCGUCACAACCAACGGCGAGCGGCUGUCGGCGAUACUGAAGAAGCUGUUCGAACCGCACGCCUCGGGCGAUACCACGGAAGAGCUGGUAAAGGCCGCCGCCAACGGUGACAAGGCGAAGGUGGAAGAGUUCCUGAUCGGUUCGGCCGGGGGCCAGAACGUGACGCCAUCCUCGUCGUCGGCGGCCGGUGCCGCUGCCAGCCUCGGUGAAUCCCAGUCGGUCGUCAAGGUCGACGUGAACGGUGUGUUUGCGGGCCAUACCGCCCUGCAAGCGGCCAGCCAGAACGGCCACCUGGAAGUGAUCGAGGUGCUGCUGCGUCACAAUGCGGAUGUCGAGAUCGAGGACAAGGACGGCGAUCGGGCCGUCCAUCAUGCAGCGUUCGGCGACGAGCCGGGCGUGAUGGGCAUGCUGGCAAAGGCGGGGGCUGACCUGAAUGCACGCAACAAGCGGCGCCAGACAGCGCUCCACAUCGCCGUCAACAAGGGCCACUUCAAUGUGGUGAAAACCCUGCUCGAGCUAAACUGCCAUCCGAGCCUGCAGGACUCGGAGGGUGAUACGGCGCUGCACGACGCCAUUUCGAAGGAGCACGACAACAUGCUGGCCCUGCUGCUCGACAACGGGGCGGACAUAACGCUCACCAACAACAACGGGUUCAAUGCGCUGCACCACGCCGCGCUGAAGGGCAACCCGAGCGCGAUGAAGGUUUUGCUGACCAAAACGAACCGGCUGUGGAUAGUGGAGGAGAAGAAGGACGACGGCUACACGGCGCUGCACCUGGCGGCGCUCAACAAUCACGUCGAGAUCGCGGAGCUGCUGGUGCGCAUGGGCAAGGCGAACAUGGACUGCCAGAACGUGAACCUGCAGACGGCGCUGCAUCUGGCGGUCGAGCGGCAGCACGUGCAGAUCGUGAAGCUGCUGGUGCGCGAGGGCGCCAACCUGAACAUUCCGGACAAGGACGGCGACACGCCGCUGCACGAGGCGCUGCGGCACCACACGCUGUCGCAGCUGCGCCAGCUGCAGGACGUCGAAGGGUUUGGCAAGAUUUUGAUGGGCUUGAGAAAUAACACGGACAAGAAAGCGUCGGCAUCGAUUGCCUGCUUUCUGGCGGCCAAUGGGGCCGAUCUGACGAUAAAAAAUAGAAAGCUACAGACACCGCUGGACCUGUGCCCGGAUCCGAAUCUCUGCAAAACGCUGAUCAAAUGCUACAACGAGCGCAAGACGGACGAUAUGGACAGCAUGACCCUCGGUAUGGCGAGCCACACGGGCGGCGGCGGCGGCCCCCCUACCAUGCCACUGCGGCGCGGUGGCUACCGCCCGCCGGACGAGCCGAUCGCUUCCACGUCCGCGGGCAAUCCGGGCACGAGCGGGCUCGGCUCGGGCGGCCUGAACCACGCCCAGAUCGACGCCAACCUGCUGAUGGGGCUGAGCAAGAUGUCGAUCCAGCCGAACGCGGCCGGCGAAGCGAACACGAACGUAAGCGUCAAUCACAACACGGCAAGCGGCGGUGGCAGCGGCGGCGGUGUUUCCGUAGCCUGCAGUGUCGCAACCACCACCGCCGGCGACAGCAGUGGACCGCUGGACGAGUGUCUGCUGUGCUCGGACCAGAAGCGCGACACGGUGUUCAAACCGUGCGGGCACGUGGUGUGCUGCGAAAACUGUGGCCCGCGCAUCAAGAAGUGUCUGAUCUGCCGGGAGUCGGUGCUGUCGCGCGAAAAGAUCGACGAGUGUCUGGUGUGCUCGGACCGGAAGGCGUCGGUGUUUUUCAAACCGUGCGGCCACAUGGUGGCGUGCGAGCACUGCGCCCCGAUCAUGAAGAAGUGCGUCCAGUGCCGGACGCAGCUCGAGCAGAUGGUACCGCUGUCGGUGUGCAGCGGUGGGCAGGGCAGCGUGAUCAACACAGCACCCGGUGGAGGACGGCAAGAAGGAUCUGCUGCACAAUCACAACGCAUCGCAGCAGCAGCAGCAGCAGCAGCAGCAGUUGCUGCAGGGACGAACAAAGCAGGGCUUGGCGUUGCCAUGAACAACACGAUGUCGCCCAAUGCAAGCGCACUGGCGGCGGGUUCGGGCAGCGGCGGCGUUGCGCUGGGCAACAAUGGGCAGGCGGUCGGGGGCGCCAGCAGCUCGACGGGCAGCAGCAACACGAACGCAUCGCUGAUUGUUUCGCCCAACAAUCUCAACCUGGUGGACGAUUUCCAGAAGCUGCAGCAACAACUGCAGGACAUUAAGGAGCAGACGAUGUGCCCGGUUUGCUUCGAUCGGAUCAAAAACAUGGUGUUCCUGUGCGGCCAUGGCACGUGCCAGAUGUGCGGCGAUCAGAUAGACGGCUGUCCCAUCUGCCGCAAGACGGUGGAGAAGCGUAUUCUGCUGUUCUAAGGACACAAAGAGACAAAAAAAAAACGGUGGAUGGAGAGGGGUCCCCAUCUCCUCCCGCCGUUUCCAUAGGCUUUAAAAAUGCGAAGUGGUUUACGAUCGGUCAUGUUCGAAAAACAGUUCGAAGGAUUGUGUUGUGCCGACGUUUGGACUCUUGCCAAUGUUGGAGAUUUUUCCUGCCCGGGUUGAAUUUCUACCUGCCGUGGGAAUCGGGCCAAACAAGAGGGAUUUUGAAAGAUCUUUUACUGACGAAUUUGUCAGUAUUUUGUCUCAUCUCAGAGUAAUACAAUCGUAACUUGAACUGGUUCAACUUCGAUUGCCUGUUAACAAUUGAAUUUGUGCAUUUUCGGUUUCUUUUACUACAAAAGUCAUGGGAUUUUUGUUGUAUUUUUCUUUAAGACUAGGGUUUUCAAACCAAUACAACGCAAGAGUUAAGAAAGAGCCUAAACAUUAUGAGAACCCCUGACCAACUCUUGUUUGUAAGUCGGUUCCAUACGAUACACGGCCAGAGCAUGAGCAGUUCUUUCGUUCUUUUGCAAACAGCAACACCUGCAAAGUCUGUGAAUCGGUACUCUAUUGGAAAAUCGGUAGAACUACAAAUUAAUCCGUUGGUCUGAUCACAUGAAAAAUAAGCCAAUAUUAUAAACACUCUAUCAUUUGACCCUAGAAAGCGAUUCACGCAAACAGUUUAAACAAGACCGUUUCUUGUUUUCUCUUUAAAUUUGCGAAUGUUGGAGGGUUUUUCUGUUCGUUAUAACAAAAUAAUCAUGAAUGUUUGGACUCAAUUUUAUGAUAUUUUUUUGUAAUUUUGAUGUAUCAAAAGAACCAUGGCAUUCUUCUCUUGUGAACCUGUUCAUUCAUUGUUUCCACGUGAACUGAAUGAACCGUAUGGUUCUGGUUCAUUUGGUAUACCUCUAUCGAGCAAAACCACGCGGAUUUCGCCCCAUACAAACGGGAACGAACGGAUUUCUCAUUGAAAAGUGAGGCACUCAUGAGUGCAAAUGAGUUAAGAUUGGGUGUCGCGGCGAACGCAUUCUCGCGAACGGAGUCCAUGCUCUGGCCGACAGUCAUAUUAUGUCGUACGACUUUUACGACAAGCCCGUCAUGGGUUCAAGCCUCGUAUAUGCCGAUGUCGUCAUACGCAGAACUGACCUUUCCUGCUAUAAGUUUUGCUUCUUCGUUCGACCUCUUUUUAUGAGCAAUUUUAUCUCUCUAAUGGCGAAAGUAAUUGCACAAAACACACUCCCACUGGCCCUCAGCCCUCAUCCAAUGAAGGUUAUGAAGCCCGACAAAACAAAAUCUUUUUCGAACAUGUCGAUCGUGUCGAUACCUUCCCAUUUAGGUCUCAUUUACGAUAGUGGCUACUGUUAGGUUAGGUGUUUUUGCACUUUUUUUUUUUGUUUUACAUAAAUCAUCAUCCACCGACCACUCCUGCCACCUCCCCAUCAUGCAGACACGAGACGACUCCCUUUGCGCCAAUUUGUAUUGUUAAGUUAGUAGUAGUAAACACUAUUUUGUUUUGUCAAUCUCCAAAAACCCUUCGAUUACCGAUCGUUGCCGUCCACAGCACAGCAGGUGUUUGCACAAAUAAUCAAACGCUUUCUGCCGCACAACGGAAGAAGCAAAAGAACUCCCCUAGAGUGUGGGAAGAUCAUGAGGUUAAAAUGUGCAAAAAAGUUGACACAAAAACAGGCUUUAGUUAUUUUUUUUAGGGGGGGGGGGGGGGAGUGCACAUUUCAGGUGCAUUGUUUUACACCUUUUUUUUCUACUCAUACAAUUUGUCCCAUUUGUGCCUUUGA
This is a messenger RNA of Anopheles merus, 6342 nucleotides long. RefSeq names its product E3 ubiquitin-protein ligase mind-bomb (gene mib1). The record is from RefSeq and is a predicted model, not a curated record. Gene Ontology annotation, biological process: protein ubiquitination. Gene Ontology annotation, molecular function: protein binding; ubiquitin-protein transferase activity; zinc ion binding. Gene Ontology annotation, cellular component: cytoplasm. Lineage: Eukaryota; Metazoa; Arthropoda; Insecta; Diptera; Culicidae.